AUGUUUAGACUACUCGAAUUCCCCGGUGGUGGCGGUGGCGGUGUUGCAGGCCGGCGCGGCGACGGUGGUGGCGGUGGCGGUGUCGGUGUUGCUGCCCGGGGCGGCGGCGGUGGUGGCGGUGGCGGUGGCGGUAUUGCUGCCCGGGGCGGCGACGGCGGUGGCGGUGGCGAUGCUGAUGGCGGUGGUGCUCCCCGCGGCGGCGACGGCGGUGGUGGCGGCUGCGGUGGCGACGGCGGUGGCGGUGCUUGCGGCGGCGGCUGCUCCGGAGGGCCUGGCCGUGCCCAGAUCGCCGCCUCCUCGGCCUCAGCCUCAGUGGCUUUUGCCACCUCCGGCUGCGCGAAUAAUCGCCGCACCACCUCCGCCCGGGUUGCGAAUAUCCGCUUCGCCUCCUCCGGGCGGCCCGAUGGCGCUGCGUCGCCCAAGCGGAUCCGCCCGAAUCCGGCGGCGGCCCUCCGUAUUCUCCGGAAUGCCAUCCGGGCCUUCGCCGCCCGACGUGGCUCGUCCUCCUCGUCUAAGGAGACCUCCGGACUCACCGUCUCCGUCCCGGUGUCCUCCUCCUCUUCUUCCGAUGAGGCCAGGUCGAUCGUGGGCACCUCGGCCUCCUGCCCUGCCGACCUGACGCCGGCCUCCUCCUCCAGCUGUAUGUCGGUGAUCCGCUCCUCGUCCUCCGAUUCGGGGUUCGGCGACGGGGACCGCGACACCAGGGGGGACGCCAGCAGCUGGAGUGCGGAACCUGAGUCCCGCCUCCAUCUCGCCGCUGGCUGUUGCCCGGAGCUGCCUCCCCGGCCACUUUUCGUCCCAAGUCCUCUGGUCUGCCCCGGUGAACUGGGCGAUCAUCGUUUUCACCGUCCUGUUGGCUCUCUCCGUCGGGUUUUCCUGGGGCGUGUAAGGGGCCGUAAACUGGUGUCGGACGCCUAA
Drosophila rhopaloa is the source of this 918-nucleotide messenger RNA. RefSeq names its product protein argonaute 2-like. The record is from RefSeq and is a predicted model, not a curated record. The coding region runs from base 1 to 918 and encodes 305 amino acids. The transcript has a single exon. Lineage: Eukaryota; Metazoa; Arthropoda; Insecta; Diptera; Drosophilidae.